Molecule: messenger RNA, 441 nt
Organism: Fraxinus pennsylvanica
Lineage: Eukaryota; Viridiplantae; Streptophyta; Magnoliopsida; Lamiales; Oleaceae
Source: the annotation of a GenBank genome assembly
AUGGUGGUGCUGAAGCUUGCACUUCAACGAGUGGGGAACGUGAGGCUGUUGAGUCCUCGGAUAUUUGCGCUUGCCAAUUCUCAGUUUUCUACUGCUGCCGAACAGUCUUGGAGAAAUGGAAAUUCUCUUAGAGUGCCAAAUCUCGUCGGUGGUAGCUUUGCAGAUUCAGAAUCAUCAGAAUCAAUUGAUGUCUUGAAUCCGGCAACACGAGGUAGUUUCGCAAGUACCGUUAACUACAAAAGAGGAGUUCAAAUCUGCAGUAUCUGCUGCAAAACAGGCCUUUCCAUCGUGGCGGAACACACCAAUAAAUGGCAGCGCGUUAUGUUUAAGCUGCAAGAUCUUAUUCGUAAAAACAUGGAUAAGCUCGCCUUGAACAUUACCACCGAAAAAGGGAAGACACUUAAGUAUGCACAGGGUGAUGUGUUCCGUGGGCUACGUUAG